Alosa alosa (allis shad) is the source of this 1062-nucleotide messenger RNA. Its product is annotated as protein PET100 homolog, mitochondrial. Gene Ontology annotation, cellular component: mitochondrial inner membrane; mitochondrion. The transcript is spliced from 4 exons. NCBI's taxonomy places the organism in Eukaryota, Metazoa, Chordata, Actinopteri, Clupeiformes, Clupeidae. The record is from RefSeq and is a predicted model, not a curated record. Bases 98 to 334 code for a protein of 78 amino acids. Gene Ontology annotation, biological process: mitochondrial respiratory chain complex IV assembly.
UCCAGCGUCAAGACAUCGUCGAAAAGGCGGAAGUAACGUGAAGGUUGGAGCAGAGCGGAGUGGUUGCAGUGCACUGCUUGCUUUUUCACGCGUAAACAUGGGUGUUAAAAUAGAGAUUUUUAGAAUGAUGCUGUACCUGUCCUUCCCCGUUGCCAUGUUUUGGAUAUCAAACCAAGCUGAGUAUUUUGAAGAGUACAUUGUCAAAAGGAAGAGGGAAAUCUUUCCACCAGAUGAGAAGAUGCAUAGGCAAGAGCUUGAAGCGUUUAAGGAGCGCAUGCGGGCCAGAAAGGAACAGCGGAUUUUGAAACAGAUGGGCCUGGAGUCUCAGGACUGAGUCUACUGAAAAUGGAACUGACAAUGAAAGCUGUUUUCCUUCUGAAUUGUGGAUCCUUCAAACCCAAGGGAAGGCAAGGCAAGCAUUCUCUUAAGAAUGCUUAUGGAAUUAUGUGGUGAAAGUAUUGCCAAGUUUGAGGUUUGGACAUUGAGGUGACUGAUCUGUCAUGGGUCAGAAGGUGAACGAUUUUUUUGAUCCUUGGGACUGCUAAAUCAAGUUGGCAUGUUUUUUUUUUGCGUUAUUUCAAAUGUUUUCCCUUUUUUCAUAUUUCAAUCAAAUGCAUACAAACACACUGGUUUCAAUCAAAGCUUAAAUGCAUUAUUUAUUUUUCAGUGAUUUAAACAUUUGUUAUGUACAUAUGCACAUUUUAUUGUCAUUAAAGUAAGAACAUAUUGACAACCUAAUGUAUUUAGAUGUUGUGAACUUGUGUAAAUUAGAUUUGUUUUAUUCUAAUAAUUCUGUCAUUUUUUGAACUAUCACACAAUCACACAUUAAAGUACGUAAUCGGACAUAAGGAAAUGUGUUUAAUAUGGUUAUGGUUAUGGAAUUUAGCAGACACAUUUGUCCAAAGCGAUUUACAAAAAAGUCACAUAGUAUCUUCUGGUAAUAUAGGUAAUGUUUUUAGGUAGUCACAGCUACUCUAAAUGGGAUUAUCUUGCCUCGCAUAUCAGAAUGAAAUUAAUAGUUUGAAUUCAUCUUGAAAAUAUAUUAAAUUAUGUCGGAGGCUU